Messenger RNA from Diceros bicornis minor, 860 nucleotides. RefSeq names its product ral guanine nucleotide dissociation stimulator-like. The transcript is spliced from 3 exons. NCBI's taxonomy places the organism in Eukaryota, Metazoa, Chordata, Mammalia, Perissodactyla, Rhinocerotidae. Bases 1 to 699 code for a protein of 232 amino acids. The record is from RefSeq and is a predicted model, not a curated record.
AUGGCCUCUGCUCAAUCCCUUUGCAAAAGUACAUGGAGGGCUGGGCUGGACUGUGUCCCGGCCCUUCAAGAGAAGAGUGUCGGCAGGAAGAGAGUCGCGACAGGCUCUGUGUUCAACGUGCUGUAUGAGCAGGAUGAAGCUGACCUCUCUGCAUCUCAGCUUGCCUGGCUUGGAGCUGGGGACCACGCCUACUUUCUCCAGGGCCAGCUGGAGCAUCCAAGGCCCAUUGAGGCAGAGCUGGAAGUAUCAUCUCCAGAGCUCCCUCCAGCUCCAGAGCCAGAGCAAAGGCCAGCUCCAUGGCUAGAUCCAGCUCCAGCUCUUGUUCCACCACCUAUGCUAGAGCUGGAGCCAGUGUCACCUCCAUCAGUCCCUCCAGGGCCAGAGCCGCCACCAACAUCAGCUCCAGCCCCAGUGCCAGCUCCUGAGCUGGAGCCAGCUGGACCAUUGGCUCCAGGGAGAAUCCUCACUCCACCUGGAGAGAUAACAGCAGAGCCAGAUCCAGUCCCAGAGCCCACCUGCUGCUGGGAUGUGACCAGCAAGAACCUGCUGAGGGAGGAGAAGCCAGACAUCUUGGAGUUCCUUCCCAGGCUGGUGGCAGAGCAGUUGACACUGAUUGAUGUGGUGAACAGCGAAGCGCUCACGGCAGGUGGGGUUGGCCUUCCCUGUGCCAUGAGCUUCCCCACACCUGCCAUUUCUUGAUCCAGAAUCCCAUGAUCUCGGUCCAGCUUCCCUGCUUACCCUCAUGUGACCUGAGCAGCUUUCUUAAGUCCCAAGCCUUUGCUGUCCUCAUGUGGAGAGUAGAGCUGUACACUGAGAGCAGCUGCCAUGCAGAGUGGCUGUGCAGAUGGACGAGGUGGAGC